UUAUACUAAAUUUUUCUCAUUUAGAGAUCAAUGUGAAUUUACGAAGUAUUGUAAAUUGUAAUUCCAAAACUUUCUUUUACCAUUCCAAAUAAUAAAAACAGUGAUUUACCGCUGGAAAUUAUAACCAAUUUGUCUAAUUAAAUUUAUGUCAUAUGAGGUUACACCUGUUUCCAUAUAAGUCUUGCAGUCCGCAACUUUCCCGUUACCUGCAUUGAAUCAAUAUUUUGUUUUGCCACGUUUAAGCGGCAUUUAUUUUCGUGUAGUUACGUUUAAUAAUGGAAUAAACCUCCAGAUUUAUUUAUUAACUAUACGAAUUCAGGAUGUCCAGCAUGUCGGAUCGUAAGGCAGAGUUGGAGCGCAAGAAAGCAAAGCUCCAAGCUCUUCGUGAAGAAAAGGACCGUCGACGCCGAGAAAAAGAACAAAAAGAUGCAGAAGAGGCAUUGCAACGUGCAUCUACUGCUUCGAGCCUGGACAGUCGUAGGGACCUUGAUGAGAUGUUAUCAUCGCUAGGAGUGGCGCCAGUCAAAGAUGUUUUGUCAUCUUUAUCCUCAAUGACAUCACUCACCCCACCACAGACAGCAUCGCCGGAUGCAAGUCUCCCACAUACGGAUAAAUCCAGCUUACCUCCACAUGGAGGUCCUAAGAAACCGCCCCAGUUGCAAGUCGUCUCUGUACAGUCAACAGACAUACCUCCCAAAGAAAAUGUCACAUAUGCAAAGCAAACUCAGACUACAGCAUCAGGAGUCACCGAGUUGCGUGAUGGAUACAUGGAGGACUGGUGGCGGCCACGGAAAGCGCACGCAACUGACUACUACGACGAGUACAAUCUAAACCCGGGUUUAGAGUGGGAGGACGAGUUCACAGUGCUUACAUUCGACGGGGACGGCGCGCGGCAAGGCGACGACGAGGAGGCCGCGUUCCACGGGAAGCUGCCGCCCGGCAUCCUGCCGCACGGCCUGCCCACCGUCAAGGAGGUGCAGCCCGCCGUCACCGCCGCGCCCGAGAAGAAGGAGGAGGAGGAGAAGAAGGUCCGCGAGCUCAGCAACGACGAGAAGCAGACGAUCAUGCUGUCGGCCGAGUUCCAGAAGUUCAUCAGCCGCGCCGGCCGCGUCAUCGAGCGCGCGCUGGCCGAGUCCGUCGACAUCUACACCGACUACACGGGCGGCGCCGGCGACGAGGACGAGAAGGACGACCGGUCGCUGGCGCGGCUGGCGCCGGUGCGCACGUUCGGCGACGAGCGCUGGUCGCGCGGGCGCUGCGCCACGUGCCUGGACUGGUCGGCCGCGCACCCCGAGCUGCUGCUGGCCUCCUACCACAACAGCGACGACGCGCCGCACGACCCCGACGGCGUGUGCCUCGUGUGGAACACCAAGUUCAAGAAGCAGACGCCCGAGGACAUCUUCCACUGCCAGUCGCCCGUCAUGAGCGCCACCUUCGCCAGGUUUCACCCGAACUUGAUCCUGGGUGGCACGUACUCGGGCCAAAUUGUGCUUUGGGACAACCGCGUGCAAAAACGGACGCCCAUACAGCGCACGCCGCUGUCCUCGCUGGCACACACUCAUCCAGUCUACUGCCUGUCGGUAGUAGGUAGCCAGAACGCUCACAACCUGAUCUCUGUAUCGACGGACGGUCGUAUGUGUUCGUGGUCGUUGGACAUGUUGUCACAGCCACAGGAAACACUAGAACUUCAACAUAGGCAAAGUAAAGCAGUUGCUGUCACUUGUAUGGCAUUCCCUUACGGCGAUGUCAACAACUUCGUAUUGGGCAGCGAGGAUGGUAAUAUUUAUACUGGCUGCCGGCACGGGCAGCGCGCCGGCGUGUCGGAGAGCGUGGAGGCGCACGCGGGGCCCGUGACCGCCGUGUCGUGCCACGCCGCGCCCGGCGCGCUGGACCUCGCGCACCUCUACCUGUCCUCCUCCGUCGACUGGAGCGUCAAGCUCUGGAGCACCAAGGAGAACAAGGCGUUGUACUCGUUCGAAGACAGCGGUGACUACGUUGCCGAUGUCCGCUGGUCUCCAAUACAUCCCGCGCUAUUCGCUGCUGUGGAUGCGGGAGGCCGUCUCGACCUCUGGAACUUAAACAGGGACACUGAGGUACCGAUAGCGACGGUGAUGGCGGAGGGCGGAGCUGCCUUCAACCGAGUGUCGUGGAGCCCCAGUGGAACGCACGUCACAGCUGGAGACGACUGCGGCAAGAUCUGGGUCUAUGAGGUGGCCGAGAGCGUGGCGCAGCCGCGGCACGACGAGUGGAGCAAGUUCUUGGGCACGCUGGCGGAGCUGCGCCACAACCAGGCGGACGACGAGAGCGACCGCCUGGGCCUGGCCUCCGGCCCGCCCUCGCUGGCCUCGCUCACCAGCCUGGCCAGCAACCCGCUCAGAUAACUGAUGCAUUGGGAUAUUCGCUGCGGAUGGAAAUUGUAAGUUUACAGGAAGGCUGGACUCGUGACAUGACUGAAGGAAAAUUGGUGGUGCAUAAAGUACGAAUAGUUAUUAUAUAUUACAUUCGAUGUAUGGACGAUAUGUGAAUUGUUUCCUGGGGUCAAGUUUAUGAACUUUAAUAGAAACUGGAUACAGUGUUUCCGCUGCGGAUUUUAUCAGCAAUUAAAAAAACAAGCAGGAAAUAUGUUAUAAACAACAAAUGUUAGCACAAUAUCAAUACACUCAAUGCUUAUUAUAAACAAAGCAAAUAUGUACUCAAAUUAAAAUGUUACAUCUUCGUGUUUCCUAAUUACUGUUAUAUGAAUUUUAAUGUAACAUACAAAGAAAAUAAAAUAAGUAGUGACUGCAUUACUAUACAGAUUAUAUUUUAAUAAUUUGCAGUAGCAAUUCCUUUUUGAUUCAACUUUCGAACAACUAGAACUAUUCUGAUCCAUAUUCUAUAUUUUUAUCACUGGGUAGUUAAGCCUUAUGCAAAUAUUCAUAUAAUUAUUUUGUCAAUAUCCAACAACUUAUACACAAUUUCAAACUAUAAAGCCAAUAACAAAGAAGUUCAGUUAGUAUAGUUUUCAAAAGACAUAUUGAGGGUAGGUACAAAUCAAUACAUAUUGUAUUAUUGCUGAAUAUUGAAACAUCCUGUACUUACGACUGCUUUGAGGAAAGAUAUUUUUGUUUAGUAGAAGGUCGGAACUUAUAUCAGUGUAAAAUAAUAAAACUUUAGAACCUUUUAGAAUAUAUGCAAUGUCUAGCUAGACUUUCAGCUAUUUAAUUACAAAUUACAAAAUGUGAGAUAACGUAAAUUAGAAUGUUAAUAUGCAGAACUGGAAACAGUGAAUAUAAUUUAUAUCUGAACCGAUUUUUAGUGCUGCUUUUAUCAAAGGAGUUGAUAUUAUUAAAAUGUAAUUGUUAGAUCAUCAUAAAGGUGUAAUUAUUGUUACUUUUGCAUGGAUAACUCUAUCGUAAUUAUUAAAUAAAUUAUAUAUUUAUUAAAAGACUAUUCUUUAAAAAGUUGAAAUUAAUUUUCUUAGGUAUGCUUCGUAAUAAAGAUGAAUAAAUAACAUUGCUUCAAA
Melitaea cinxia (Glanville fritillary) is the source of this 3505-nucleotide messenger RNA. RefSeq names its product cytoplasmic dynein 1 intermediate chain (gene sw). The transcript has 17 exons. The coding region runs from base 321 to 2381 and encodes 686 amino acids. Gene Ontology annotation, molecular function: dynein heavy chain binding; dynein light chain binding. Lineage: Eukaryota; Metazoa; Arthropoda; Insecta; Lepidoptera; Nymphalidae. The record is from RefSeq and is a predicted model, not a curated record. Gene Ontology annotation, cellular component: cytoplasmic dynein complex. Gene Ontology annotation, biological process: transport along microtubule.